AUGUCAUGUUGGGACAUGAGUACAGGAUGUUUACGUACUCCGUAUACCGGUCAAGUGGCAUGGUGGCUGAACCCAAAUCACGAAUCCCGUUUCGUGAUUUUUUUGUCUUCUUUGCCGCACAGCCGGCUGAGGAAUCUCGUGAUGCUUCCUAUGGUUGGCUGGGAUCGGUGCGUGAUGGAGGGUUACCUUGGCUCCAUGCUUGGAAGAUACCGGCAUUAUACCUAG
Molecule: messenger RNA, 225 nt
Organism: Pyricularia pennisetigena
Lineage: Eukaryota; Fungi; Ascomycota; Sordariomycetes; Magnaporthales; Pyriculariaceae
Exons: 1
Coding region: 1-225 (74 amino acids)
Source: RefSeq, a predicted model, not a curated record